AUGAAUCAAGAAAACCAAACAGAGCUUUCUGGGUUCCUCCUUCUGGAUCUCUCUACGCAGCUGGAGCAGCAGCGUCUCCUUGCCUUGCUCUUCCUUGCCAUGUACCUGCUCAUUCUUUUGGGCAACCUGUUGAUCAUCCUGCUGAUCCGCUUAGAUGCUCACCUCUGCCAGACGCCUAUGUAUUUUUUCCUCAGCCACCUCUCCUUGGCUGAUGUGGGAUUUGCCUCUGUGACCAUCCCAAAGAUGCUGCAAAACCUUCUGUUCCAGGUCAAGACCAUCUCUUACGGCGGGUGCUUGGUGCAAAUGUACUCCUACAUGGCUUUUGGCAACACAGACAGUUUCCUCCUGGCCUCAAUGGCCUAUGAUCGCUACUUGGCAAUCUGCCACCCUCUAUACUAUACCACCCUGAUGAGCCACCAGCGAUGCCUUUUACUGGUGGCCGCUUGUUGGGUCCUGGCCUCUCUCCAUUCUUUGCUGUACACGCUGAUGAUGUCUCGCCUAAUGGCCAACACAAACCAAACAGGCAUAUCUGAAUUUGUCCUUUUGGGCCUCUCCACCCAGCCUCAACACCAGAAUCUCCUCUUCCUGCUUUUCCUUUCCUUGUACUUGUUGACUCUACUAGGGAACCUUCUGAUUGUCCUGCUGAUCCGUUUGGACCAUCACCUCCUUCAUACUCCAAUGUACUUCUUUCUCAGUCACCUCUCGCUGGCAGACUUAGGCUUUGUUUCCAGCACUGUCCCCAAGAUAUUGGUCAACCUGAUGUCUCCCAUCAAGACCAUCUCUUAUGGCGGGUGCUUGACCCAGAUGUAUUUCUUCUUAACCUUUGGCAACACUGAUAGCUUCCUCCUGGCUUGCAUGGCUUAUGACCGCUACGUGGCCAUCUGUCGCCCAUUGCACUAUACCACCAUGAUGAGCCACAAGUGCUGCCUUAUUCUGGUAUGUGGAUCAUGGAUUCUUUCUGCUCUUCACUCUUUGCUCUACACUCUUCUGACAUCCCGCCUUUCUUUCUGCUCCUCUGGGGAGAUCCCCUAUUUCUUCUGUGAUGUCUAUCCUCUCCUGGAACUCUCCUGCUCCAGCACAAGAAUGAUAAAGACCCUGGCACAGACAGAGGGCGUGGUGGACAUUCUGGGGCCCUUUGUCCUCAUCAUCAUCUCCUACAUACACAUCUUCUGCACUAUCAUGAAGGUACCCUCUGCUGCUGGGAAGCGCAAGGCCUUCUCGACCUGCGGCUCCCAUCUGACUGUAGUGGUCUUGUUCUACGGGACCAUCAGCUGUCUCUAUUUCCAGCCUCCCUCUGCUUACUCGGCCCAGAAGGGCACCAUUACUUCUCUCUUGUACUCAGUGGUCAUCCCUAUGCUGAAUCCAUUCAUUUACACCUUGAGGAACCAUGACAUGAAGGCGGCUAUUGUGAGACUUUGGGACAAGAGCAGAAGUUUUUGGAGUAAAUGA
Messenger RNA from Heteronotia binoei (common prickly gecko), 1449 nucleotides. RefSeq names its product olfactory receptor 1361-like. Gene Ontology annotation, molecular function: G protein-coupled receptor activity; olfactory receptor activity. Lineage: Eukaryota; Metazoa; Chordata; Lepidosauria; Squamata; Gekkonidae. Gene Ontology annotation, biological process: G protein-coupled receptor signaling pathway. The transcript has 2 exons. The coding region runs from base 1 to 1449 and encodes 482 amino acids. Gene Ontology annotation, cellular component: membrane. The record is from RefSeq and is a predicted model, not a curated record.